AUGUUAGCGCUCUCAAAACUUGUGCAGUCACUGGCGUUAAUACAUUUCCUCUCGUGGGCGCUCGCUUUCACUGUUCAACAGGAAGGAGAAAAUGUCCGCAAUCAAAGGCUCAUCGAAUUCCUUGUGGAACUGAAUCAUAGACAGCGGUACCAAACUGUCUUGCUGGAAAACUGUGCAGCAAACUCUUUCGACAAGGACAUUUGGGUAAAAAUGGAGACCCCGAUGAUACAACUACGAUCCGCAACUCAGUACCAAAAGGAAUUGAAAAUACUCUUCAACCACAAUUUGCUCGUCAUGGUGUGUGUGGAGCGCAACGUUGACUCAUUCAGUAUAAUCGGUGGACUUGCGAGACAAUUGCAGCACAUACGUGAUACACAUGUAAUUCUAUUGGCGGAAGCUGACGCAGAGGUGCACCAAGAACAAGUCGUCGAAAAACUCUUUCGGCAUUGCCAAGUGCUGCAAAUUCUAAACGUCAUCGCACUUUUUGGUGAUUUUAUAAGUACCCAUAUGGUAUUCACGUUCGAUGCAUUUCCUACUUUCAAACUGACGGCCGUUCCAUUCAUGCCGUUUACGAACUAUUUCCCCGACAAAACUCGCCAACUCCACGGUCAUCCAAUCUACACAGAGCCCGAUCAGAACCAACCGAGAUCGUUUCUGUAUCGAGACCUCAGUGGUGCACUGAAAAUGUCCGGUUACAUAGGCAAACUGGUGGAGGCUUUUGGACAACAUUUAAACGCCACCUUGCGUUUUCCGCGCCUUAUUAACAUCAACGAAACUAUAUAUCAAAGAGAUCAGCACAACAGCACGCGGUCGGGCGUCAUCGACUUUGCAACCAGUUUGAGUUCUUACAGAUUCUUCGCCCCCGUUCAGGAGUUCACAUAUCCUUUCGAAUUCGCCAAGUGGCUGAUAAUGCUGCCGGUAGAGCGCGACCUCGAAGUGAACGAAAUGUUCGUGUACAUCUUUCAAUCCCAGUUAUUCUUGUUUAUUAUUUUGAUAGGCGUUGCAUUGGGAUUUUUCUUAAAUCUAUUUGAAUAUUUUCAAAUUCGACGGCACAGUUCGGGUAGAACAUUUUGGGGUGCGCUCUGCUGUCCUGGACAAGUCUUUCGUGGCAUUUUAGGUCAAACAUUUCCAAUGUGUCCGCACAACAAUUGGCGAAUGAGCUAUGUUUAUUUUACAAUAUUCCUUGUGGGACUCAUCACCAGUUGCCUGUUCGCAGUGUAUUUGAAGACAUUUCUGACCCAACCGCCUACUAAGUCGCGUAUUAGCAGCUUCGAGGACCUUAUAAAAUCGGAUAUUCGUUGUCUUGUUAAUGAGAAAGAGGUCCCAAUUGUCAUAAAUCUUUUUGGCGCUGCUGCCUGGUCACGUUACAAAGACGGAUUUGAGAUAAUAUCGUCUUGGUCAAAGUUUUUGUCACUUCGUUUGUCUCUAAACACCACCUAUGGUUAUACUGUCACCACUUCAUUGUGGCCCAUCAUCCAGUUGAAACAAUCGCUCAGACGUCGGAAACUCUUUCGACUCGCCACCGAUUUUAUAUUGGACGACUGGCUCAUCCUGGGUAUGCCUAUUAACGAGAACUCCAUAUACAAACCGGCGUUAAAUCGGUUUAUUGCGUUGGUAAAUGAAGCGGGACUUAUCAACCAUUGGCAAGUUAUGACCUAUUACGACAUGAAAGCGAUUGGUGCCAUAAAUUUGGAUUAUAACGUGGAUGACUCACGGCAGUACAACAUACUGGUUCCCAGCGAUUUUUACUGGAUGGCCUGGAUGUUUGGUGUGAGUUAUAGCCUUAGUAUAGCAAUAUUUGUACUCGAAUUAUUUAUCCACAAGUUUGGUACGUACUCAUAA
Messenger RNA from Bactrocera neohumeralis, 1842 nucleotides. RefSeq lists its product as uncharacterized. The record is from RefSeq and is a predicted model, not a curated record. The transcript has a single exon. Bases 1 to 1842 code for a protein of 613 amino acids. Lineage: Eukaryota; Metazoa; Arthropoda; Insecta; Diptera; Tephritidae.